This is a messenger RNA of Gossypium raimondii (Peruvian cotton), 955 nucleotides long. RefSeq lists its product as uncharacterized. The coding region runs from base 110 to 862 and encodes 250 amino acids. Lineage: Eukaryota; Viridiplantae; Streptophyta; Magnoliopsida; Malvales; Malvaceae. The transcript has a single exon. The record is from RefSeq and is a predicted model, not a curated record.
CUCAGCCGCCUCCACCCCACUUCCACUCUUCUUCUUUAUUACUCAUAUAAAUCAAUCAAUCAAUUCUCUAAAAUUAUUUCCGAUCCCCCGAAGGAAAAAAGGAACAACAAUGUGUAGGUCUACGGAUUAUUACGACUUCCGGUGCGCCGAUCAAAACCUUUUAAAGAUCAAAGCUUUCUUCAUCCGAAUAUCGGGUUUCGAUUCCUUUUCAAAUUCCCUCACUCUACUCUACCCACCAAGGAUCAACGAAUCGGCGCUUCAAAUUUCAGGGGCUGCUAUCCGCUCUGAUUCCUCCUCCUUCUUAGUUCUCCAUCGGAUGGUUAAUGUCAAGACAAGGAGCGGAGAGGCAAUAUACGGGAGCAGGGAGCGAGUUCAGGCCGGUGAUGGGGUCUGCUUCGAUGUUUACUCAGGAGAGGACAAGGUGUUGAAAGGGAUUUUUAGAAGAGAGGAGCAAAAGUGGAAGAUGGAGUGCAAGUGCGCGCUGGAGACAAGGGAUGGGAAAACGGUCGGCGCUGAGCGGGCGGUGGCGGAUGUUUGGGUGGCGGUGGAGGGAGACAAGGCGAUGGGAGAGAGGGUGAGGGUGAUUGCGAGGAAGAAUAGGAGGGUGGGUUUUGAUCAGCUGGAGGAUAUUCCAGAGGAGAGUGAAGUGAGCGGUGAAUGUAGUUGCAGUUGUGUGGAAUCAGACGGUGGCGAUAUGGAAGGAAGGAGCGACGGAGAUUGUGAAGGGAUACAAGAUAUGUGUACGGCGGGGGAGGGAGUGAGCUGGGCCUUUGAUGUGGGCAUUUGGGUGAUGUGCUUGGGUGUUGGAUACUUGUUAUCCGGAGCCUCCGCCAAAAGUUUGAGACGUAUGAGAAUACUAUGACACUGUAAAUUGUAAACCACAGAGGCACAAAACAGGCUCUCUGCCAAACUUUGGCCGUUCAUUAAUCUAAAUUUUGGAAUUUAGAAUGAUUAA